This is a messenger RNA of Spizellomyces punctatus DAOM BR117, 2236 nucleotides long. RefSeq lists its product as uncharacterized. The transcript is spliced from 11 exons. Bases 21 to 2201 code for a protein of 726 amino acids. The record is from RefSeq and is a predicted model, not a curated record. Lineage: Eukaryota; Fungi; Chytridiomycota; Chytridiomycetes; Spizellomycetales; Spizellomycetaceae.
AGAUAAUUCAUCAAUAAGCCAUGCCAAACUACAAACCCCUUAUCCAACACUGCCGCGCCCUUUUAUCACUUCACCACGACUUUGCUCGAAAAUCCUUCGGGACUGGUCUAGCUGGAAUACAUGAUGUAGGAUCGACCAAAACCGAUGUGCAAACUGAUGACGACGGGAUUGGAUUGGACUUUAAAAACCCAGUUGUGAGAACUGAGGAAGAGAUUUUGGAUGAUUACUGUAAAGAGCAUCAGGUCACAGAUGACGCUGAGCGAACGUUUCUGGAGGAAGUUUUCAAUGGGUGCGUGAGACAGCGGAAGGCAUUAGAGGUAGCACUUUUUUUGUUUUAUACAACAACGGGAGGACGGUACCUUCGAAAUGAGUACAAUCUCUUUGCAGCACUGUUUUACCUGGCACUCUUUCGCUUGGAAGAUCUAAGUUUCCCGAAGCUCCGCGCCAUUCUAUUGUCAUAUGAUCCCGCAAAGAUGGCACGAUUUGUGGGGUUCCUAUUUGAUGAUGCUAUGCUGCAGGGAAAGCUACGGGAAGGAUGGGCGGAGAUUUUGGAUGCAGAGUGGGUAAAGGAGCGGAUGAUUGAUCCUCUUUUGAGGAACAUGGAGAAUGGCAUAAGCCUUGCUGGAGAGCUGUGCGACAAGGCGGAAAAGGGAAUGGUUCCGAAGAAGGGAACAAAAGCUCCUACAGAACCGGAACCGUUUCUACUCACACGACCAAGGCCGAGAGCAUUACCUGAACCAACUGAAAUAGUGUCCAAUGUGAUGAAGGCUCGUCCUGUUCCGAGAUCAGUCUAUCAGGGAAGCGGCGAGCGCGAAGCGCUGGAAAAGAUUAAAGCUGAAAAGCGGGAGCAGUUACGACAAAUCUAUCUUAAAGCUUCUCAGACCCAAUUCAGUGUCGCAAUCCGCAAACCGUUGUCCAAAACCGGAACUCUUCGGGAAGAACAAAACUCUCCACCCCCGCGCACCCACCUGCACAGACCAGUACCCGCGAAUUUGCGCAGCCACGUUCCCGUCAAGCUCACCGCUGCUGCUAUCUUGCGUGAAGAUGCCUUAGUGAGACGGCAAAAACAGGAAGAAGAAGCUUGGCUAAAUGAAGUGGAGAUGGGAUUGAGAGAUGGUGGGGACUUUAAAGAGUGGAGAGAGGACGCGAGAGCUAAAGAACAAGAAGAACGUCGAAUCGAACUGGAACGACGACACCUGGAAAUACAGCUCAUUCAUGAAGAAGCCUAUGAGGCAAAGCAAGAACUUCUCAAAGAAAACCGGGAACGUGCAGCCGAGAUUCUGGCAGAACGAGAAUCUCUCCGCAUGCAGGCUGAAGCUACCCGAAAACAACAGGAAUUGCUCAAUAAGAAAAUAGUAGAAGAAGUGCAGGAGAUCCAGGAAUGUGUACAGAAGGCGAAACAAAAAGUUGUUGAGAAUAACUCGCGGAAGGCGGCGGAGAUUAUCCAGCAAAAAGUGGCCUUAAAAGAACAAGCAGAGAGAGAUGCAGAAGAGGAACGAGCACGUAAAGCUGAACUCAUUGCACAGAUUCGACUGUUGGAGCGGUGCGUGCCGCCUGUGGGAUCCAUUGUGAAAAGUGUUGAUCCCACCGAAACGUCCGGAUUGGGAUUGCUAGGUGAAAUGUCACUGGUGGAGCUCCAAGAACGUCUGGUGCUUGCUAAGCACCAUCACCAGGAACAAGAGACUCAUCGGCGGCAAGAAAUCCGGACACAAAAGCAGACCCGACUAGAUCUCAUCACUCAAAAGCUCGCUGAAAUUGAUCGCGAACGCGAAGAGCGCCGGCGAAGGCGGAAGCAGCGCGAGAGAGAAGGAGUAUCACGCUCUACAUCUGCGUUAAGCACUUCUUCUGAGGAUACAAGAGACCGCGAGACAGACCCGGUUCUUCUUCAACUGCGUAAAAAGCUCUCAGCCAAACGAGCAGCCAGACUGGGCGCAUCUCAGAAGCGUCCUUCACAGACCCUCACGACCCCAUCUACGUCACGUCCGUCACUGGGAUCUACCACCCCUUCAUCAUUAGAUUGGCAGGAACUGGAUGAUGCUGAGCGAGAAUAUGAGCGCAAACGGCGGGUGCUUGAUCAACCACGGAUAAGAAUUUUGAAAGAGAUGGAAGGGGAGAUGGAUACUUUGAGUGAGGGAAUAGACGAGGACAAUGCGAAUACUGAGUCGGGCUGGGGAAUUGAGCCGGUUGCCGUGGUCGUUUGAGGUUUUUUAUAAAUAAUAAUAUCGGUCGAAAGGUC